AUGGACAUUUCAACGGUUACAGACUUUGCUGUCGUUUUCCUUCAUUGCGCUAGGGAGCCUGCUCGUUUCGGCAACGAUUUCCGCCGUCUCAGCGUUUUAGGAAGUAUCGUCGACGACGAAUCGUUCGGUCGGCGAAUAUCGUUGUCCAUGCACCAGGUAGAAGAGGGACGACGGGACGGCAGCGGCGAAAGCGAAACCUGUUUUGCGGUCGUCGUCACUCGCCAAAAUUUGGAAUUCCAUGGCGUCAUGCGAUUUUACUUCCAAGAAAGCGGCCAGAAGGUGGCCACCAAGUGCAUCCGUGUGUCCAGCACCGCUACCACCCGGGCGGUGAUCGAAGCUCUGAUUGAAAAGUUUCAUCCGGACAUGCGCAUGCUGUCGGGCAGCAGCUACUCGCUUUGGGAGGUUCAUGAGAACGGCGAGGAGCGCAAGUUGCAGCCGGACGAGAAGCCGUUGCUCGUACAACUCAACUGGCACAAAGACGAUCGCGAGGGUCGGUUCCUUCUGAGGCACGACGAUAUGGAACGCUUACCUCUCAAGGCGACCGAGAACAGCGGCCAGAUGAAGCGCAAGUUGUCGGGUAAGAAAAGGCGCGAAUUGAAAAAGCAGGGCAAGGAGAUCCGCCGUUCGAAAGAAGCCGAGGAUUUCAGCCGUAGUUUGUACUCGGAGGUGCCGGCGACCACGUUCACGCGUACGAUUUCGAAUCCGGAGGUGGUGAUGCGAAAACGCCGUGAACGGAAACUGCAGCAGAAGUUGAGGGAGAUCGGCGACGGUACGAUAUUUCGAUGGUUUGCUCAUGUUGAAGGUGCGGCAAAAACAGCAGCUGUUCGACAUAGCGCAUAUCAUAUCCAAUAGAC
Messenger RNA from Soboliphyme baturini, 854 nucleotides. The record is from the annotation of a GenBank genome assembly. NCBI's taxonomy places the organism in Eukaryota, Metazoa, Nematoda, Enoplea, Dioctophymatida, Soboliphymatidae.